AGACCCCGCGCCGCGGCUGCGCAGUAGAGGGGAGGCUUUUAAUUCCAUUGUGGAGAGGACGGCGUUAUUUUUAUUAACUGGAGGCGACGGCGGCUGCGGCGGCGGCGAGACCCCCAGGCCUCCUCCGGGGUAUGAAAAUCGGCAGUGGGUUCCUGAGUGGCGGCGGUGGUACCGGCAGUAGCGGUGGUAGCGGCUCAGGAGGCUGUGCUAGUGGCGGCGGCGGCAGCAGCGGCAGCAGCGGCGGCGGCGGCGGCGGCAGGAGGGCAGAGAUGGAACCCACCUUUCCCCAGGGUAUGGUUAUGUUCAACCACCGGCUUCCGCCGGUCACCAGCUUCACCCGGCCGGCUGCCCCUCCCCCGCAGUGCGUGUUACCCUCCUCUACCUCCGCAGCCCCGGCCGCUGAGCCCCCCCCACCAGCCCCGGACAUGACUUUCAAGAAGGAGCCUGCGGCGUCAGCCGCGGCCUUCCCCUCGCAGAGGACCUCCUGGGGAUUCAUGCAGCCUUUGGCUAGCAUCAAACAGGAGAAACCCACUGAUCUUGAGGAGCAGCAGUCCCACCAUCAUCACCACCACCACUUUGGGGGUCUGUUCGCUGGGGCUGAAGAGAGAUCUCCAGGCCUAGGAGGCGGGGAAGGGGGGAGCCACAGCGUCAUCCAGGACCUCAGUAUUCUCCACCAGCAUGUCCAGCAGCAACCAGCCCAGCACCACCGUGACAUAUUACUCAGCAGCAGUAGCAGGACUGAUGACCACCAUGGCAACGAGGAGCCAAAGCAGGACACUAUUGUCAAGAAGGCAAAGAGGCCAAAGCCAGAAUCUCAGGGAAUCAAAGCCAAGAGGAAGCCAAGUGCAUCUUCCAAACCUUCUUUGGUUGGAGAUGGAGAAGGUGCCAUCCUCUCCCCAAGUCAGAAACCUCAUAUCUGUGAUCACUGUAGUGCUGCUUUCAGAAGCUCCUAUCACCUGCGGAGACAUGUCCUCAUUCAUACAGGAGAAAGACCUUUCCAGUGCAGCCAGUGUAGUAUGGGUUUCAUUCAGAAAUACCUAUUGCAGAGACAUGAGAAAAUUCAUAGUAGAGAGAAGCCAUUUGGUUGUGAUCAGUGCAGCAUGAAGUUUAUUCAGAAGUACCAUAUGGAGAGACACAAGAGGACACAUAGUGGAGAAAAGCCAUAUAAGUGUGACACUUGCCAACAGUAUUUUUCAAGGACUGAUAGAUUGUUGAAGCACAGGCGCACAUGUGGUGAAGUCAUAGUUAAAGGAGCCGCUAGUGCGGAACCUGGGUCAUCAAACCAUAACAAUAUGGGUAAUUUGGCUGUGUUGUCUCAGGGAAAUUCAAGUUCUUCAAGGAGAAAAACGAAGUCAAAAAGCAUAGCUAUGGAAAACAAGGAACAUAAGACUGGUAAAACAAAUGAAUCACAAAUUUCAAAUAGUAUAAACAUGCAGAGUUACUCAGUAGAAAUGCCUACUGUGUCCUCCAGUGGAGGCAUAAUUGGCGCUGGAAUAGAUGAACUACAGAAAAGGGUGCCAAAAUUGAUCUUUAAGAAAGGAAGCAGAAAGAACACAGAUAAAAACUACCUUAAUUUUGUGUCACCAUUGCCAGACAUAGUUGGGCAGAAAUCCUUGUCUGGGAAACCAAGUGGUUCACUUGGAAUUGUAUCAAAUAAUAGUGUGGAGACCAUUAGUCUUCUCCAAAAUACAAGUGGCAAACAAGGUCAAAUAAGUAGUAAUUAUGAUGAUGCCAUGCAGUUUUCAAAGAAAAGAAGAUAUUUACCAACUGCCAGCAGCAACAGUGCCUUUUCUAUAAAUGUGGGACACAUGGUCUCCCAACAAUCCGUCAUUCAGUCUGCAGGUGUCAGUGUUUUGGACAGUGAAGCGCCAUUGUCACUUAUUGACUCUUCAGCUCUAAAUGCUGAAAUUAAGUCUUGUCAUGACAAGUCUGGAAUUCCUGAUGAAGUUUUACAAAGUAUUUUAGAUCAAUAUUCCAACAAGUCAGAAAGCCAGAAAGAGGAUCCUUUCAAUAUAACAGAACCACGUGUGGAUUUACACACCUCAGGAGAACACUCAGAAUUGGUUCAAGAAGAAAAUUUGAGCCCAGGCACCCAAACACCUUCACAUGAUAAAGCAAAUAUGUUGCAUGAAUACUCCAAAUACCUCCAACAUGCUAUUGAAAAAUCCACUAAUGCAAGUUUUGCUCUUGGACAUAGUUUCCAAUUUGUCAGUUUGUCUUCACCUCUCCACAACCACGCUUUAUUUCCAGAAAAACAAAUAUACACUACAUCUCCUUUGGAGUGUGGUUUCGGCCAAUCUGUUACCUCAGUGUUGCCAUCUUCAUUGCCAAAGCCUCCUUUUGGGAUGUUGUUUGGAUCUCAGCCAGGUCUUUAUUUGUCUGCUUUGGAUGCUACACAUCAGCAGUUGACACCUUCCCAGGAGCUGGAUGAUCUGAUAGAUUCUCAGAAGAACUUAGAGACUUCAUCAGCCUUCCAGUCCUCAUCUCAGAAAUUGACUAGCCAGAAGGAACAACAGAAAAAUUUAGAGACCUCUACAAGCUUUCAGAUUCCAUCUCAGGAGUUAGCUAGCCAGAUAGAUCCUCAGAAAGACAUAGAGCCUAGAACAACAUACCAGAUUGAGAACUUUGCACAAGCGUUUGGUUCUCAGUUUAAGUCGGGCAGCAGGGUGCCAAUGACCUUUAUCACUAACUCUAAUGGAGAAGUGGACCAUAGAGUAAGGACUUCAGUGUCAGAUUUCUCAGGGUAUACAAACAUGAUGUCUGAUGUAAGUGAGCCAUGUAGUACAAGAGUAAAGACACCCACCAGCCAGAGUUACAGGUAAGGUCCCAGAAGUGACCAGGCUGGGGGUCUUCUAAUGUAAUUUUGUUUUAUUUUGAGAACACUGCCAUUGGAAUGUUUCUACACGAUCCUAUUAAGAAUAAUGUAAUGCCCUUUCAAUGCAACUUUUCAUAUUUAGUUUAUUUUGUUAGUGUGAUUUUAGCUCUGUUUGUAUUAUGAUUUUUAAUCAAAAUCAAUAGAUUAAAAAUAAAAAUAGUUUGACAUUCAAAGUGACAAUGUUUAGCAAUCAAAUUUACCUGUAUAGAUUGUCAGGGAAUAGCCCAAAUGUUUUAAAUGCAAAAAAAAAAAAAAAAAAAACCUUACAAAAAAACAAAACAAACAAAAAAAAAACAAAAAAACUUUGUUGCUAGGAUUAAGGUUAUUCUAAUUGCUUUACUCUCAGGAAAGUGUAAUAACGCAUGGGAAUUCUGUACGUUAUCACUGUAAUGGAAUAUCCAAUUUACAGAUAGUAUGAUAUACAUUUCAUUAUUUAAGUAAGGGAUCGAAAACAUUUCAAAUUGCUGUAUCUGGGCUGAUAGGAUACAUUUUUGUCAUUUAAGUAAGGGAUCGAAAACAUUUCAGAUUGCUAUCUCCAUCUGGGCUGAUCCAAAAUUCUGAGAUUGUUGGCUACCUAUAUUUUGUUGCAGCUUUUAAAUGUACUCUGAACUUCCAAACCACAUUCAUUCCAGCCUGGUAGAACAAAUAUUCUUGGAUCUUUGAUCAAAGCCUGGAAUGAUAGCUUUAAUAAAAGAAAAAAAAAAGCACCCUUUAUCCCAACUGUAACGAGGCUGUAAUUCCAUUAAGCAAUUCUACUGACAUCUAGUAUAGUGUUGAAGCCCAAGUGGUUGGCUGGUGCCAGUAUUAGAACUCAAGUUGGACUUAUAUUACUGAAAUUUGGGAUACACAUUAUUUAUUAUACAUGACUUAAAAAUGUUCUCUUGUCUGUGCUAUUACAUAUUACCUAAACUUCUGUUUUUUCUUGUUCUUAACCUAUUCUCUUUCUUAGAGUUUUGGCCCUUCCUUAUUUUUUCUCUUGAUCUUGAUAGUUUCAAUUUUAGAAUCAUUUACAUUCCAAUAGGUAAUGCAUUAUGCUUUUUAUAUGCCUUCUGGCAUUCAAAUACAAAACAACAGGCUAAACUUCCCCAACUCCCACCUUUUUUAAAAACACCCUACAGAUUUCUAUGUAUAAUAAAACCCCGUAUACUUAGAGUUACAGAUGUUAAUAAGGAUGUAAUUCCAACUGGUGACAUAGCUUCUGUGAGGGAUAAGAAUGUGUCUGUGUAUAGUAAUGACAUCAGAACCUCUUUGUGAAAUUGCAGCCUUUAAUGUACAUUUUAAAAGGGUGCAUGAGUCAGUAUUGUACAGGGGUCUUGUAAAGUCAUCAAAACUUGCUAUGAAUGCUAAUUGCCAUUUGAAGCUACUGAUAGGCAGUGGCUCUGCUCUAAACCGCUUUUUAGCAAUUGUAUUUUUUUCUUGAUUAUAUUUUUUAAUGUACUUUGAUGUUUAUGCUGAUGAGUUUUUUAUGUACUUUUGGUGAUGUUUCAGUCUUAUGUACUCUUCUGACGUCAGAAAAGUACCACUGGUUGUUUGCAGUCUUAUUGUGUAAUCGGCCUACCACAGGCUUCCAUGUAUAAUAAAGUAAUUAAUAUUGUGCAAGUGUAAAACACUUCUGUUAUAAAAGCAGUGUUUGGAAAAUAAGAAAUUAUUAAAAAUGGUUACAAAAUACUAGUUAAUUUCCUUUUCCCACUUUCCUCCCUUUAGCUUUAGUAGCUAAAGGGUCACCUAAUUGUCAUUGCAAGAUUCAUAGAAAAUGUAUUUAAAUCCUCUUAAAUACUCCUAAUACUAAAAAAAUGUAUUUCUUAUUUCAGUAAGUGCGGUAAGUUCUGUUGGGUACAGAGUACAAGCUGUAAUCAAAGGAUGGAGAGGACCUUUACCACUGUAUCUCUUAAGCUGUAUGAUUUUUCUCCAGUUUUUGUUUUAUACAGGUUUUGAAUUUCUUUAACUUUUAUUGUGUGUACUGAAUACUGCAUAUGUAUUAUUCUGAUUGUUUGCUCUAGUUUACUACCAAUAAAAGUCCUGUUAAUCACAA
Messenger RNA from Nycticebus coucang (slow loris), 4907 nucleotides. It is a transcript of the gene ZNF281, whose product is annotated as zinc finger protein 281. The record is from RefSeq and is a predicted model, not a curated record. The transcript has 2 exons. The coding region runs from base 132 to 2822 and encodes 896 amino acids. Lineage: Eukaryota; Metazoa; Chordata; Mammalia; Primates; Lorisidae.